Messenger RNA from Caenorhabditis elegans, 1490 nucleotides. RefSeq names its product Nuclear Hormone Receptor family (gene nhr-193). Gene Ontology annotation, biological process: DNA-templated transcription; regulation of DNA-templated transcription. Lineage: Eukaryota; Metazoa; Nematoda; Chromadorea; Rhabditida; Rhabditidae. The coding region runs from base 190 to 1344 and encodes 384 amino acids. Gene Ontology annotation, molecular function: DNA-binding transcription factor activity; DNA binding; zinc ion binding. The record is from RefSeq and is marked reviewed. Gene Ontology annotation, cellular component: nucleus. The transcript has 6 exons.
CUGAACCCUAUCAAAUUUUAUCAAAUUUUGCAUCACUAAAUCAGUGUGCAAAACUGUCACAUGCCGUGUACAUGUUACCGGUUGUUGCUGCGUCUCUAAGUUUUUAUCUUAUCUCUAAAGUACAGACAAAAGACUUUUUGAAUUCUGGGUGUUUUUUGCAUUGAUUUUUACACCCUAGAUUAAAAAGAAAUGACAAAUUGUUUGAUUUGUGGUGCUAAAAACACACGUGGCAAUCAUUUUGGAGUUCGGUGUUGCAGAGCAUGUGCGGUUUUUUUCAGAAGAAGAGCCGGAACCAAGUAUUUACGGCUGAAAUGCUCCUCCGAAAAUUGUGGUAAUCGUUUCUGUAAGCCGUGUCGGCUGAAACGGUGCUUUGCUGCAGGAAUGACAAUUGAACAUUUCCAGCACAAUAGAGACCUUAUCAAAUCCACGAUAGUUCCAAAAAUCCCUCGUUCAUUUGCAAAUGUUGUGGGCCGCCCGAGUUUUGUGAUCUUCUGUGUUCCCCAGGAAUCUUAUCGGAAAACUUUUGUGGAUCUCAAUGUCUUGAUAGAAAAAGCUGGAGAAAUAUUUGAAAAAGGUCCGGAAAAUCCGUAUAUUGGCUCGACGCAGCUCAAAAAGUUGGCGGCAGCUUCGAAUUUCACGAUGGACUGGAAUCGACGAUCGUUUGAGCCGUUGAGUCACGGAGAAAUGUCGUAUUUCUGGGAGUUUUAUUUCUUGAGAACCGCGAAAUGGUUGACGUACUUUGAAGAAUUUAAAAAGAUUCCAAGAGAUCUAAUGAUCAAGCUACUUCUAUCAUUUUGGCACGUUUUUUCAAGACUUGACAAGUUGAUCACAACGGCAAGAGCUCGUAAAUUGAAAGUUUGCUCACAGCAGACAUGGGCGAUGAGCAAUGGAUUUAUUCUAGAUUUUGACAAAACCAAAGUCGAUUUUUGGAAACUUAGCAAUUACCCUGCAAAAGAUCUAUUUUAUUUCCUAAACUCAAUGGCUGCGUUGGACCUACAACCACAAGUACAGGAGCUACAAGAGCUUGAAGUAUCAGAUGUGGAAUUCAACUUUAUGCUGGCACAACUCACUUUUUCGUAUGCAGGAAAACGGCUUCAAGGAGAUAUUUUGAAGAUUUGUGAAAAAUUUCAAGAAGUCUUGUCAAAUGAUUUGCAUGAGCAUUAUGUGAAGGAACUUGGAAUGCAAAGGUAUUCGGGAAGAUUGAGCAAAAUUAUGAAAAUUAAUAAUGCUAUUCAGAAUGACAUUUGGAGUAACCGCCCACGCGGAGAGCUGGCCGCCGUUUUCAACAUUUUUAAUGUAAAAUUCUCACAUCCUGAAAUGUUUAUUGACACUGGAUUUUUGUAAAUAUAAUUUUUUGGCGUAAUUUUAAAUAGGUAAAUGUUAAUUUUACGAGCUAGUAGUUGCUAUAUGGUUCCUCUUACGAAAAUGAAAUAACCCUACUAGUUCUCUUCUAUAGCUUUUUACUAUAAAAAUCGUUGGAAGUGGAUCAA